GCCGCGACCUGGACAGCGCCGAGGGCGAGAGACAGAGCCCGCGGGCCGGGCGCUAAAAGCGCCUGGCCAUCCGCACGCCGCGGUCCGAGAGGAGGAGCCGCCGGCACCGCCGCCGCUCCCGCCGGCACCCCAUGGAUAAGGCGGGCUCGCUGCACAGCUCGGUGCCCGGGCCGCCGCCCCGGCUCUACCUGCCGCGCAACUUCAGCUGCAGCGCCUGCCUCUAUGGCAGCCUGGCCGAGCAGUGCAGGGCGGGCUGCAGCCCCGACGGCGACGCCGCGCCCACGCCCGUGGUGCGGGAAGCGGCGGAAGAGAAGCCGCCGCCGAGCCGCGGCCGGGAGCCCACGCUGCCCGCCGUGCCCCCCAGCCCCACGCAGCGCCGCCGCGCCAAGUCGCUGCCCACGCCCGGCGACCGCAGCCUGCGCCCCGCGCUGCAGCAGAGCCCGUCGCGCCGCAAGACCGUGCGCUUCGCCGACUCGCUGGGGCUGGAGCUCACCUCCGUGCACCUCUUCUGCGAGGCCGACCUGCCGCGGGUGCCGCUGCCCGCGCCGCCGACGCCGCGCCCCGCCGACCUCCUCAAGACCAGGAAGCCGCCGGCGCUGGGCGACCUGGAGCCGGUGCUGUUCGGGCCGCCGCCGCCGCUGCUGGAGCCGCUGUUCCCGCCGCAGCCCGGCGCCAGCCCCGGCUUCGCGGAGCGGGUGCGGCAGCACAAGGUGAGGCUGGAGUGGGUGCGGGCAGAGCCGGCGGCGCUGCGCGGGGCCGUGCGCGUCCUCAACCUGGCCUACGAGAAGGUCGUGUCGGUGCGCUACACGCUCAAUGGCUGGGCCAGCUGCGCCGAGGCUGCCGCCACGUACCAGCCGCCCGCGCCGGCCGACGGCAUCACCGACCGCUUCGCCUUCCUGCUGCCCCUGGGCAACGCCGCCGCCGCCGCCGAGACCGCGCUGGAGUUCGCCGUCCGCUACCGCGUCGCCGGCGCCGAGUACUGGGACAACAACGAGGGCAAGAACUACCGGCUGCGGGGCCGGCAGCGCGUCCCGCCCGCCGCAGGGCCCCCGCAGGACCCCGACAGCUCUGCCUGGAUCCACUUCAUCUGACACGGGUGUAAACGGGACCCCUCCCGGGGGAUCGGCGCGCCGCCCUCGGCGCCUGCCCCGCCGCCUCCCCGCAGGAGUUCUCCCGAGUUCUGUUUACAGAGGGGUAAUUUGUGUUUUCUGUGUCGCUAGCGGGGCCGGGGGGAACCCUGGCUCGCCUCCCAGGCGCUCGCGGGGUGCGGGAGGGAGGCCGGGCGCGGGUUCCCCCUCAGUGUCCCUCAGUGUCCCACCAAAGCAGCGGCUGCCGGCCGGGCUCCGGUGACAAGGGGCCGGGGGUGUGCGGGAUUUGCCGGUCAGGACCGGGAUCCGCAGGUGAGUGCACAUCCUCCCGGCCCCGGAGGUCAGGCUGAGCUGCUGUCACCUCGGCAGGUUACACGGGCAUCCCUCCGUCCUGCUGCCUAAUCCUGCUCAGGCAAAGCUCGGAUCCGCGCUCAGCGCCUCGCUGUUAAUUGUCCCGCGGGGUCAAGGGCCUGACAGUGCAGCUAACGGGCAGAUUAGUUUUGAACCCAAAAAGACAAAAGUAUGGAUGCCCCAAGGCGUAGCUGGGUUUGUAUGCAGUGAAAGUAUUCGAUUUAAAGCAAAGAUUUUUUUUUUUUAACUUUUGAACCUUGUUUCGGGUAUUUAAUCAUAGUUAGAAAGCAAAAAAUAGCAUCACGUCCUAUUUGAAAUGCAACUCGCUGAGAGAUUUUUAAAAGAAAGUGUUUUGGUUUAGACUUCAUGUGGUAUGUUGAUGGAAAAGUUUGUCAGGAUCUGGUGUUUGUUUCAGUAGGAUUGGUCCCACAGAACUGCUUGUGUUCAGGGCAGCAGGAAAGUCGUGGAAUUGCACCAAAAGAACGAGAGACGACAAGAGUUGAAUCCGUAAUUCCAGUCUGCACCAUGAGCAACACCUUCAUUUUUAUUCCUUUUGACAGUUUAAUUAAACAGUAUCACUGCAGCAGCCUGCUUUCUGAAUUUCCUGCUCCAAAUUCUUCAGAAUAAUUUCAGUAAGUGAUGGAUUUUACAGAACUGGUGAGGUUUAAUCAGAGAAAUCAAAGAAAGUUCUACCUUGCCAUAUAAAAGUAUAUCAAUCAAAAUUACACAGCAUACUGACUUCUGCCUUCAAAGGUAUGUUUUAAAUUAUAUUAGCACUAAACAAAGCAUUUUCCUUUUUAAACAUGCGUUUUCAGGAGUUCAGCUGAAUACAGGUUGUGCUGGUGCCAAAUCUGGGUGCUAAUUUUCCAGGAUUGAGACAUGAAUGUGUUUGCUGGAGUGGGGCCUCUGCAAAUAUAAUUAAUGACACUGGCAAAGCCAUGUCAGUGUGAUUUUCAGGUUGUGAAGGGCUGUAACAUCAGGCCUUUAGGUUUUGAAUUUUCCGUGGGUUUCAGGAGGAAAUGCAAUUUUUUAAACUGCAUUUUUGUGUUUCUUGAAAGGGUUAAGUGUCCCAGGCAGCUUGAGUAAUGUCUGGAGUAAUGAGUUCUCACAGAACCUUUUGACUCUGGUGAGAAUUGAGAGCAGUUUUGUCUCCUGAGGGUCUGAUUCAGUCAGAAUAAUUAAACUUAUAAAUUCUGGGGGAAAAAGAGGUCUGGAAACUCAGUGGGAAAAGGACAUUUAAUUUCAUUUCUGUAGAUUACGGGUUCUGAUUUAAUGGAAGUAAUAGCAAGGCUGCUUUCUGUAGUAUUGGUAGCUUGGUUUUAAUUUCCCAUUCAGUGUCCUAAUCCCUGUGCUUGUAAUGAAACUAAAUUUAACAGAAAUACACUGUCAGCAUCUACUGAGUAUUUCACAUUUUAGGAGAUUAAGGUCCCCAUCUUGUAAUACAGUAAUCCUGUAAGUUACUAGAACACAUUUAUAAAGUUAGAAUUGCACAAAUAGGGUCUUAAAAUGUUCAUGAUUAAAACAUAUUAAGAGGUGUAUUUGGUAAAGCAAGCCCAAGUGUCUUUUAGUUGAACUUUACUUCUUAUAAGAGCCUUAAUACUGGAGAGAAGGAAAAGAACUUGUCUCCAUUUGAAAGCACUUUGAAAUCUGGUAGAAAUAUAGCAAACCAUCAUUUAUUUAUGUGUUGGCCUUUUUAACUGACAGAGAGAACCAACAGCAGCUAUGUGGACUAAUGAAAUUGCUUGGAGAAAAAAGUGGUUUCUAUGCAUUUUAGAUCAACUGAUGCUGCAACUUUGCUUAUGAAGUUUUAACAGGAUUUUCUGCUUAUUGUUUCAAUGGCUUUAAAAACAUGGACAGCACUAAAACCAUUUUUAACACUGAGCAAUUGUAGAUCUCCAAAAUAAUUUCCCAGUGAUUGGCAGUUUUCAUUGUUUUUGAUUUAUGCAGCAUAUGUAGGUCUCUAAAAAUUCUCUAAAAGUCUCUAAAAAAGUUUUAAAAUCUCCUUCCAGCACCUGUGGCUUAAACACUUUCAGUCUGGAUUACCUAAGUGGAUGUACCUGCAUCAAGUGCACAAGGAGAUUUUUGUAUUUCACUUUAUUUUUGAUCAUGACUUAGGUGAACUUACUGUUGUUCUUGGUUGGAAUUUUGCAGGCAGAAUUGGUCUUUACAAUACUGUUCAGAUAUUACCGUUCUUUUAUUUAUGGCCACCAUUGCCAAACACAAACCUGAAUAUUCAGUCUUUUGAAGCAUCCAGGAGAGUGUUUUGCAAAACUCUCUUGAGCUUUCAAGCGGCUAAUCCUGAUCUUAACCUAAACUUUGUAACUUUAUGGGCUUGAUCAGAGAGUAUUGAUGAGACACGUGCAAGUCCAGUAAAAGACGUGGUCUUGUAGGAGGUUUAGAGACAGCUCCUUUGUAAUGCCAUUGAUGAAGGCUGUGGGAGGAGAUGGAGGUGUUUUCACAGAAAUUAUCAGUAGCAUAUGCCAAAACUGCACUACUUCAAUUACACAUUUGCACUUCUGUCACAUGAAUUUAUUUCCAAGAAAGGUUUAUUCACAUUUCCAAAUAAGUGUUCAGUUCAGUGGCUGGGAGUAUUUUUCCAUUCAUGUAGUUUUCAAUCCAUUAGAUUUCAGUCUGGGCCCAUCUAUUCCAUCUAAUACUUGCUAGAAGCACUGUGAUAAGUGGAGAUGAAAUAGAAAUGUCAAAUGAUAUUUAAAUAAUACAUAAACAAUGACUUUGAGGAUAAAAACUUGUUGAAGGGGGUCAUUUUCAAGUUGCCAGAACACCAGUUAUUUUUUUGGGAGCUUGAGCAAAACAUAUUUUUAAAAUUUUAUUUCUAAAGGAUAUUGUCCAAGAAAAAGCUUUCAUAAGCAAAGUUAAAUAUCUGAAAAAUUUCAAGGCAAUCUGUUUCUAGAAAAAUUGAUGUUAUAUGCAUGAAUGGGGCUCAUGCCUCCUCCCUUUGCAAGUGAUACCAGGAUGGUUUAGGCAAGGCAAUAAUCCUCUGCUUGUGUACUUGACUUGAAAGUGAAUUAUUCAUUGCUCCUGUCCCUGCAGGUGUAAAAAUGAGUCUGUCAUUUAUGGUGCAAAGUUGUAGCUUUAUGAAAUGUGCCAUGUUGUUUUAUGGGCACUAUAAUGCUCAUUUAUCCAGCGAGUUGAGUUGUACUCCAUGUCUGAUGGACAUGGAUGUUUGCUGCUUCACACUGGAACUGGUUGGGUUUUUGCAUGUGAUUCUAUGCCUUCUGUGGCAAUAUUUUGGAUAUUUACCCUAAUUAUUAGAAAUUCUAAAACAAAUGACAACUAUUAAGUGACUAUAAAUGGAAUUUCAGCUAGCUAAACAUAUUAUUUAUUAGCAUAAAAUCAUUAACUGAAGGUGUUGUACUUGCUUUCACUAAAUGUACAUAAUUUCAGGUAAAUUAAUUUCUUUCUCCUUUCACCAUUUGCAAGUAACUUUUUGAUGUGAAUGUGUGUGCCUCAGUAUCUCAGUAAACAACAGAGUAAGUGCACACUCAGUUGUUUCAGCAGAUGUGAGGGGCAAAUAUAUCACUUGAAUGAACAAAUGCCUGUUCAUGCAUGAGCAUCAUCCCUUUACAGAUAUGUGAAAUGUUUUUCCAUAAUGCCAACAGGCAAGCAGCUGCUAAUUUUAAUGUCAAGUAACCUGCAGAAAUGCUCAGAAUCUGAUUUUUUGAACAUAUCAUAUAUUCAAAUUUUUAUGUGCCUUUCAGCAUUUCCUAGAAAUAAAGCUCACGUGUUCCUUAGCUCUCCCACCACAAGUCCAAUAAUGAACUUGUCAUUAAGAUGAAAUUUUACAAAAAUACAAUAAUCUUAAUUCCUGACACAUUUUUAGCUGUGCCAGAAAUCAUGCAUCUAUAGCAGUCAGAAGGAUUUGAUAAUAUUUUCUCAUGUGACAGUGAAAGGUUUGUCAGUCAGAAACAUGUCUUCCUGUACACCUCUGCAUUUAUGUAGUUGAGUAAAAAAGAAUCCAAUUGUGACUACAGUUAAUAUAACAGAAUAUGUUUGUCAUAUAUUUCACCUCUUGCACAGAUAUUCUAAAUAUUCUAUCUGAAGCCAGAAGUUCUAGUUUUCUAUGAAAUCUGUUCAUGGAGACCUGGCCUUUUCAACUUCUGCUGUUACUUAUCUGAUGCUGCAUAAUGCACAUUGUUAACAUUUUUUGAUGGGUUUAAUCUGUACACAGGAUUUAUAUAAUGAAACAAAAGUGCUCAGUGCAAAGAAUACCUGAAGUAAAUUACUUUUGCCUUCCAGCUAUUCUGCAUGGCUUUUUGGCAAACCCCCAGCAAUUCUGUUUCUUGUACAUACUCCACAUGCACGUGCUUGGAGUAAAUGGAAGGAUUACUUAAAGGAAUGGAAAUAUUUUUGAGCACUGAAAUUAAGGAUUUCCCAACAAAAAUCAUUCAAGGCAAGAAGUAAAUAUAGUCAAUAUUGCUGUAAAACAAAGCCCACUGGCCUUACGAAGAGCUGAUCAGUAUUUUGUUUGAAAUGGAAGAGAGUGGUGUAUUUCAAGAUUAAACAUAUUCAGGGAAACACACCUGUUCAGUGAAGGUUUUCUCAGGUUCAGCUGACAGGAGACAAUUGCCCUAAAAUAAAGAAGUGAAAGAGUAUUUCCUUACAUCUGUGUAUGGGUUGAAUGUAGGUCUUCCAUGAGCAAAGUGGAUACUGAGCUGUAAAACCAUUGGCUAUUGCUUGGAGGUUUUCUUUACCCAACUUACAAAUAUAGUUUUAAGAUACCCUCACAGAAAGGAUUUUUGAGCCUGAGUUUGCCCAUCUCGUGUGAAUAUCCUCUUCAUUAAUCACUCUGGCUUUUGCUUGAGGCCUCUGUUGUUGAGGAAAGAUUUGAUUUUAUUUUUAUGCUAUGUAGGAAGAUUAUUUUACAUUAGAUUUUUGAAGGGAAAGGCCAGGGAAAUUUUUUCCUUGCAAUUCUCAUUUUAUAGAUAUUAAACAAUAGCAUGAAGUAUAAAAAUUGCUUGAAAUUACAUAUGCACUAGUGAUUCCAAAGAAUAUAGCUAAGAAUAAUGUCAAGUGUGAGAUGUGCUUUUUAAAAAAAACAUAUGUGCUUUGAUCUAGAAAGGCAGGGAGAAAGUCCUAGUCUCCAGUGCAAGCUAUUAAUGCCAGGGAUUUCUUUCUAUGCAAUUCUAUGGUGCACCUGUUUUUAUAGGGAUUAACUUGAUUGGUGUAGUUCAUGUACCAGUGUGUUAUGUAUAGAAUACUCUGUUUAAAGUGUCAUUAAGGAAACUGUGUGUCUUAAAUGGUGUUACAACUUUAGGCUCUUUUUUGUCCAACCUGACUUCACUAAAUCAUAAGAAACUCCUGUGAAUAACAAUAACAAGACAAUAUUUCAUAACAUUGCAUAAUCAAGUCUCACACGUUACACUUAUCACCUUCUAGGACAAAAGUUGUGUUACUGUUGUGAGUUUUCAAAGUUUUUGUAUUUCUGUAUAUUAAAAAGCCAAAUUGUGCUACACUUUUAAACACAAGGAGCUAAUAAGUGUGUUUGUAAAGCUGAUCAAAAGUAGUCAAACUAAAAUUGGCUGGGAUUACUCGUGAGUCAAGUUUCUGAACUGUGGUAUAAAAAAUAUCUGUGACCCUCCUGUGCCUCCUUCAUGGAGGGGCACCCUGGGUGCAAAACCUGCCAACAUCUAGACACGAAUCCAGGUUGCACUGCAGGAAAAUUGCUGUGGCAGAAUUGCUGUUCUUGGAGAGGUUUGAACAAACCCAACUCCUCCCUUGUAGCGUUACACAAACAGAGGUUCUGUCUGUUGAAGAGUGUCUUCUUCAACAUACAGGUUUUUAUUACUGUUUCUUUGAUUUACUGUGACUUCAUUCUGAAAAAUAAUUGUUACUUAACUCUGUACUUGACUAGUAAAUUACUUUUAGUUGUAGUGUCUUCUCAAUGUUUAUAUUUCACCAAAUAAUGUUUGUUUCUAAUGUUUGUAAAAGUUAAUGUAAUAUCACCAAAAGUCAAAAUCAACGUUUUCUAAUAAUGCCUUGUAAUUUACCUAGCCUUACAGUAUUUCAGAAAAUUUUCCACCAAAACUGCAUCUAGUCACUGCUUGUCACAAUUAUGAAAAAUAGAUAUUUAUAAACCUGUAGCUUCUAGCUGCCAUUAAAGAUUAAUGAGACAAAUCAUGA
Molecule: messenger RNA, 7580 nt
Organism: Passer domesticus (house sparrow)
Lineage: Eukaryota; Metazoa; Chordata; Aves; Passeriformes; Passeridae
Gene: PPP1R3E
Product: protein phosphatase 1 regulatory subunit 3E
Exons: 1
Coding region: 132-1091 (319 amino acids)
Biological process (GO): regulation of glycogen biosynthetic process
Cellular component (GO): protein phosphatase type 1 complex
Molecular function (GO): glycogen binding; protein phosphatase 1 binding
Source: RefSeq, a predicted model, not a curated record